GGACGGCGGUGUUGAGAGAGAAGGAAGGGAAAGCUUCCGCAUCGCAUCCUUGAAAAAACUGAAAAGAGAAGGGGAAAAUCCCCAACUCCUCCCCACAUAAACCCUAAUAUCCUUGGAUUCGCACCAGAAGCCCCCCGAAUCGAAGCCCCCUCCGGCGCUCCAGCUGCCUGCAGGAGUUGAGCCGUGCUCGAUCUGGUGGAAAAAUCCAGGUUUUUCCGCGCUCAGAGCCGCGUCGGAGCGCUUCGGGUUCUCCGGUGCUCGCCGGCGCUGGAUCCGUGCGUGUUCCGGCGAGAGGUCGGGUUUCGCGUGGGGUCGGUUCCGCUUCGAGCUCGAUUCGCCCGCUUGAGUUGGGUCGCGGCUGCCGUGGCGGUGAUUGAGGUAUACCAUUCUCGGAUUUGCUUGCUGCAACUCUUGAUUUGAGAGGCCCUGUUGAUUUCUUAUGGUAGUCGCGUCGAUUUGACGGGUGCUUCUUGCCAUUUUGGCGAGCCAUUCGGGGGACCGAAGGGUUCGCCGCAAGGCAGCAGCGUUUCUUGAUAAUCCUGGGCCAUUUGCGUGGCUGAAAGGCGUGACCUUUGUGCCGUGCGAUGCACCCCAAGGCUCGAAUCCACGCGGACCCUGUGCUCGAGGUCGACCAGUUCGACUGCCUGCCGGAUUCGCUCGUCCUGCACAUCCUGAACAAGGUGGAGGACGUGCGGUCGCUGGGCCGGUGCUUCGCCGUCUCGAAGCGGUUCUGCGGGCUUGUCUCCCUCGUCCACGAUGUGUAUGUCAAGAUUGACCGCGUCGUGGCGGUCGAUGGCGACGCCGAGGACACGCUCAACCUGUCCUCGCCGAAGCCUCGGAACAUCUUCUCGCACUUCCUGAAGCUGAUGCUCUUCACAAUCAUCAAGCCGUUCCACAACAUGCGCAACCCGAAUGGUAAUGGGAGGCCACUGUUCGCGCAGCUCUCACAGCACUCCCCAGCCCAGGUGCUCUGGAACUUCACGCACAUCCGGAAUCUUCGGGUUGAGCUCCCCUCUGGGGAUGUGGGUACCGAGGAGGGAGUGCUCCUGAAAUGGCGGGCAGAGUAUGGGAGUACACUUCAGAGUUGCGUGAUUCUGGGCGGUACCCGAGUUGAUCGCAGGCCUGUUGGUGGAGAGCAAGAACCAUCUUUGGAGGAUAAUGGAAGCAUGCCAGAGUCUUUCUAUACCAAUGGUGGGCUGAAACUCCGUGUCGUCUGGACAAUCAGCUCUCUGAUUGCGGCAUCAACGAGACACUAUCUUCUCCGGUCAAUUAUCAAGGACCAUCCCACACUUACAAGCCUGGUACUAACUGACGCCGAUGGCCAAGGCACAUUAUGCAUGGGGGCGGAACAGCUGAAGGAGUUCAGGGAGAACCAGUUAUCAGCCUCAGCAUGCUCCAACAGGACUCAGGUCCCAGCCUGCAACAUGAAGCUUAAGUAUGCCCCAUAUCUCGAGCUGCCUGGUGGUAUAGCGUUGCAAGGUGCUACGUUGGUGGCUAUCAAGCCAUCAACUGAGGGAAGCAAUGGAGGCCAUACCUGCCGUAAGGAAACUGAUGCUUUCAUCUCUGGAGCAUUUGAUGGGCCAUUCAAGGUUGCUGUGAAGGCGCUGAUGAAGAGACGUACUUACCUUCUCGAGAUGAAUGGCUUCUAGGUGUCCCUAGUUUUCUGGGGGUAUCUAGCAUGGUGGUGCCAGGCAUGGCACCUUUAGUUGACCUUUCCAUCUGUGUAAUAUCCAAGAUGGCGCCAUCUCUAGAUCUCUAGAUUGUGCCUAUCUGCUUUUUAGCUCUUUGUACAGUGGUGACGUUUGGCUAUAUGAAAAUCACAUAAGUUAGUGUAUCCCUUUUUUGCUCACCAUUCUGCAUCCUGAUGCCAUGUGUGAUACUGUAAUGUAUCCUUCUGUCAACUCUUUCCAGUGAUGAA
Messenger RNA from Panicum virgatum (switchgrass), 1918 nucleotides. Its product is annotated as F-box protein At4g18380-like. The transcript is spliced from 2 exons. Gene Ontology annotation, molecular function: protein binding. The coding region runs from base 585 to 1649 and encodes 354 amino acids. Lineage: Eukaryota; Viridiplantae; Streptophyta; Magnoliopsida; Poales; Poaceae. The record is from RefSeq and is a predicted model, not a curated record.